AUAGACCCAGCUGCUUUGUAGAAAAGGCUAACAAACGGUCUCAGUUUCCUGCUUUGAAAACCACUUUUUCAUGGACACAAGACAGAGUCAUGGAGCCUCGUUCACAGGUGUCAUUCCCAGAAAAGAAGCAGGAAAUACAGAGUCAAGAGGCUGAUGCCACAGUCUACAUGAAAUUCAUGAAAAGUCACCGCUGUUAUGAUGCCAUUCCAACCAGCUGUAAACUGGUCAUAUUUGAUACCACACUACAAGUGAAAAAAGCCUUUUAUGCACUGGUGGCAAAUGGCUUGAGGGCUGCACCACUAUGGGACAGCAAGCUGCAGAGAUUUGUGGGUAUGCUGACUAUUACAGAUUUCAUCAACAUCCUUCACUGCUAUUACAAGUCCCCCAUGGUUCAGAUGUAUGAGCUUGAGAGCCACAAGAUAGAAACAUGGAGAGGUGAUUCCCUUCGAAAUGUUUAUUUGCAGUAUUCCAAUAACUUCCUCAUUAGUAUCUCUCCAGAGGCCAGCCUCUUCGAAGCCAUCUAUUCCUUACUCAGAUACAAAAUCCACAGGCUGCCCGUAAUCAAUCCAGAGUCUGGGAAUGUCCUGCACAUUCUGACCCACAAAAGAAUCCUCAAGUUCCUCCAUAUAUUUGGGAAAAAACCUCCCAAGCCUGCAUUCACAAAGAGGCCGAUCCAGGAACUUGGGAUAGGAACUUUCAGGAACAUCGCCACUGUCCAGCAAACUGCAUCGCUUUAUGAUGCCCUCUCUAUAUUUGUGGAGAGGCGGGUGUCUGCGCUGCCAGUGGUGGAUGAACAAGGCAAAGUGGUGGCACUCUACUCAAGAUUUGAUGUCAUUAACCUAGCAGCCCAGAAGACCUACAACAAUCUGGACAUGACGAUGCAGGAGGCUGUUGAAAAGCGGAUAUGUUGCGUUGAGGGAGUUAUUAAGUGCUAUCCAUAUGAAACCUUGGAAACCAUUAUAGACCGUAUAGUUAAAGCUGAGGUCCAUCGGCUGGUCCUGGUGGACAGGGCUGAUGUGGUGAAAGGCAUCAUCUCUCUGUCUGACCUGCUGCAGGCAAUGGUCUUAACCCCUGCAGGUAUUGAUGCCCUCUUGUCCUAGCACCAGGGGAAAGAGGGCCCCCCUCCCCUCCUUUAGCACCUGUGUAGGCUUGAGUCUUGGCAGUGCACCCAGGCAGAAAUUGGCAUGUGACUGAAAUGAGCCCUCAUACCAGGAAGAAAUAAUCCCCAACUCUACUGCUGUUUAUAUGCUUUCUGGACCCUAAUGCCUCAAUGCAUCUGCACAGCUCCACAACACAAAGCAGCAUUUGAUCAGUAAAUGUUUACUGAUUUUGAUAACAUUUCUCAAUUAAAUUUGUAUUUAA
Maylandia zebra (zebra mbuna) is the source of this 1362-nucleotide messenger RNA. It is a transcript of the gene prkag3a, whose product is annotated as protein kinase, AMP-activated, gamma 3a non-catalytic subunit. The record is from RefSeq and is a predicted model, not a curated record. Gene Ontology annotation, cellular component: cytoplasm; nucleotide-activated protein kinase complex; nucleus. Gene Ontology annotation, biological process: protein phosphorylation; regulation of catalytic activity. Gene Ontology annotation, molecular function: protein kinase regulator activity; protein kinase binding; AMP binding. NCBI's taxonomy places the organism in Eukaryota, Metazoa, Chordata, Actinopteri, Cichliformes, Cichlidae.